AGAUUGGUGUUGCAUAAGUCGUUAGAACCCAUCGGCCAUCUUUCGGUCCAAAGCCUCUGAAAGUCUUCUUCUUGCCGAUGAUGUCGCGUUGUGCUGAUCAAAUGGUCAUCGGUUCAGUCUGGGUUUUGCUAGCCCUCCACGCCAUCCGAAUUGGUGGUUUCUCGUCCCAACUUAAAAACGUGAACUUCCCUGAUUUGUUUUCUGGUUUGACCUUCCGAUGCCAACGUCACCAGUUUGUCCCCAAUCUCAUCCUGGCCUAAUCUAGUGUUUGGAGACGUGCGAUGCUGCUACGACUUUUUUCCAUCGGAUCAACGGCUCCCGUCGCCUGAUCGAUUUCCCUUGUGUUGUUGGCUCUUGCAUCGUGCGGUCAGCAACGAAGCCCCGACAGCCGACACCGAGCCUGUCGGGCCCCACGGGCGGCGCUACUACGCUGAAACUCUACCCUCUUCAUGUCGCUAUUACAAUUCCGAUAUGUCCAUCUCCCUGCAACGUAUGUUUUAUGUCUUUGAAGCCAAGUCUUUUUAGCCGUUGGGACUUGGGUUGUGUUCUUCCGGAAAUUCAUUAGAAAGCUUCCCAUUUUCGCAAGGAACCAACGCAUACGUUCGUUGGAAGACCCGAAGAAAAGAGGGUAACAGAGCCCCUGGAAUUAGUUGACCUGUCUCUUUCCCGAAUACAAAUUGGUUGCUUUCAAAUGGGCUCAGUGACCACAACUUUCACUGAAGGGACGUCCUCAGAAGUUUCGAGGCUCGAGAGUUGAUAUAAAUGAAGCUCCACGUGGAAGUUGCGGUUAUUUGUCUUGCCGGCUUCCUCUCAAUUCAUCGUAUUUUUUGUGAUGAAUCUUCUAAUGUAUUUGGGACAAUCAAAUGGACAUGUGCAUGCUUAUUGAAUCAAGGGAACCAAAACUCUUUUCUCUCAUCUAACUGCUCUGCAUCCUGUAAUUGCACUUCAGCAGGUGGAGAAAAGAGUGAAAAUAUGUGGACAUGCAGAUGCAUGGACAAUUUUCCCAAAAUAGCAUCUGUGAACAAUGAUACCAAUUGCUUCACAGCCUGCAAUUGCACUGCUGGUUCUCUUAAUGAGGUGCGAGCCUCAGAUAAGCACAAUUCAAGCAGAGCUGUCAUAAUUGUCCUAUUAAUCUGUGUACUUUUCACAACUAUCGCAUUCCUUGCCUCGAUCAUAUUCUACUUUUGCCGAAAGGAGAAGUGCCCAAUCCAGUCACCUGUGUUCUCAUCAGACAAAGAAACAAGUUGCAAUAGUGCCACUAACUUAAUCCAGAUCUCAACAACUCGAGAAGCUAAAUUUAAUAUUUCUUCCCCUAUCAAUUCUUUCAUAGGGUGCUUCUACAAGGCUGCAUUCCUUGUUAAACACAAAUCCGGAACUGUACAUGGUAUCUUACUUCAGUUUGCCUACUCUGAACUGGAACAUGCAACCAACUACUUUUCCAGUUCAAAUCUUAUUGGACUUGGAGGAAGUAGCUACGUGUAUCGUGGACAGCUUAAAGAUGGCAGAAUUGUCGCUAUUAAGAGACUUAAGCACGAGGAAGGUCCAGAUGCAGACUUGAAGUUUUCAACCGAGGUGGACCUCUUAUCAAGACUUCAUCACUGCCAUGUGGUGCCUUUGCUCGGUUACUGCUCAGAAUUUCAAGGGAAACACGUUGAAAGGUUGCUGGUGUUUGAAUUUAUGCUCAACGGUAAUCUAAGAGAUUGUCUAGAUGGCACAAUAGGAGAGAAUAUGGGCUGGGAUACCCGUGUUGGAAUUGCAAUUGGAGCUGCGAGGGGUUUGGAGUAUCUCCAUGAGGCAGCUGCUCCAAGAAUUCUGCAUAGAGAUGUCAAAUCCACAAACAUUCUUCUAGAUGAGAAUUGGAGGGCAAAGAUAACUGACCUUGGUAUGGCUAAAUGUUUAAAAGCUGAUGACCUACCCAGCGGUUCCAAUUCUCCAGCAAGGAUGCAGGGGACUUUUGGCUAUUUUGCUCCUGAGUACGCGAUUGUUGGGAGAGCCUCUCUCAAAUCUGAUGUUUUCAGUUUUGGGGUGGUUCUUCUUGAGCUCAUCACUGGUCGGCAUCCAAUCCAUAAAUCAACCAGCAAAGGAGAAGAGAGCCUUGUCAUAUGGGCUACACCACGUUUACAAGACAGUGGCCGAGUGAUUUCGGAUUUGCCUGAUCCCAGGCUGAAAGGAAACUUCCCCGAAGAAGAGAUGUAUAUAAUGGCUUACCUAGCAAAGGAAUGCCUGUUAUUGGAUCCUGAUUCUCGGCCAACCAUGAGUGAGGUGGUUCAAAUUCUUUCAACAAUUGCACCCGAUAAAUCUAGAAUGAGAAACAUACAGGCCAGCCUUUUUCAGUGGUCUUCUGCGAGCAUGAAAUCUGAUUUGAUUACAGAAAGACCUGGCGAACUGGUAAAUAGUCCUAUAGAUGCAGAAGAGUUGAAAAAUAUUGCGUCAAACGGGUUGUCCAGCCCAUGUUCUCUACCAGUUGACGUCGGCCAAGAUCCUUGGGUUGCAAACAAUGAAAAUGAUAUUUCCUCCACUCAUGUAGAGAGAUUGAUUCUACUCUCCUCUAAAGCCAGGAGCUGGCGUUCCCACGAGGAUGAUACAGUGGACUUAGUUGAACCUCGGUUGGAAUCCUUCUGCUUGGUGACUGCAAGUCCCCUUGAGAAGGCACAUUGAGUUGGUUCAUGGGGAGGAGAGCAGCAAUGUGAUAUGUGAAAGAUGCCUCAGGGUUCAGUGUCAACGGAACAUUUUCAAUUUACUAACUAAAAUGAGUGACGUUGCGCAAGGAUUGUAGGAUGAUUGAGGAUAGGAGUCUCAUUCGCUCAGCUUCCUGUUCUUACUUUGGGGAAGUGUCGAAUCUCUCUUCUGGGUCGGCCAUGGAUCCACCGCCACCGCCGAGUGCACCGCUUCUCGGACCCGCCUCGCCACCCGGUGGAGGAGGAUGCUUGGACUGCCUCAUGUGGUUUCUGUGCUGCUGCGGCCUGUUCCGAAGCUGCUGCCCUCCUCUCUUCGAGCCCGGGCCUCCCCCGCCGUGAGGCUUUCCACAUUUCCGGAAAACAAUUGCCACUGAGUAUUUCGAAACGCAAUUUUUGUUUUUGUACUGUUGAGAUGGGUACAGAAUUGUGUGUUGAUUUGAUUCCACUCUGCAAAGUGCUUAGACAUUGUGCGUCCCUAAUUAUCUCCGUUGUGUUGGUGUAGUAGCUCGGAUCUUGUGCCUUUCUGAUGCUGAGCCUCUUCUUUUUCUUGUCUAA
Molecule: messenger RNA, 3233 nt
Organism: Syzygium oleosum
Lineage: Eukaryota; Viridiplantae; Streptophyta; Magnoliopsida; Myrtales; Myrtaceae
Product: receptor-like serine/threonine-protein kinase NCRK
Exons: 14
Coding region: 763-2658 (631 amino acids)
Biological process (GO): protein phosphorylation
Molecular function (GO): protein kinase activity; ATP binding
Source: RefSeq, a predicted model, not a curated record